AUGAAAUUGGAAUUUUAUAUUCUAAUUAUUCUGGCUUUGAAUGUGCUCUCGAUUUUGGGAGAUCAUCAGAGACCUAAAUGUCCAGAACCAACAAAGAAUACUAAAUUAUCGACUUCGGAGAAACCGAUUAUUGUUUUUGUAGUUGGAUUCGGUAACAUUGGAAAUGAUGUGAGUUUUUAAAAUCUAAGCUAUUGAAACAAUUAAAAACUGUCACUUACAGAAAGAAAACAUUGCAUAUCUAUUGAACCAAUUGGCUUGUUGGAUUCCAAACAAUGAAAAUGUCCGUUCCGGCGCAUUUCAUACUUUCAAUAAGGAUAUGAAUACAUAUGAUCAUACACAAGUGAAAAAGACGUGGAAUUUUAUAAAAGACUUUUUUGAAGGUUAAUUCCCAGUUGUUAUUUUUUCAAAAUAUCAUAACAGUGAUUUUUAGAACCAAAUUCAAUCGCCUCAUGUGCCAAUUUUACAACUGGACUUCAAUUUCUGAAAACGUAUAAUUGGGGUCAAGUUGAUAAGAUCAAAUUGAUUGUUCAUGAUGAUUUAAUGACUGGAACAACCAAUUGUGAUCACAAGAAACUAUUUGAUGAUGCACAAAUGGGCGCGAAAUUCGAAUUGUAUCAAGUGAAAUUCACAAAUGGCAAUGAUCCCAACACAAUGUACUAUCCAAAUGUUGCCACGAUCAAAACAGGAAGUGAGUGUUUUGUUAGGUUUAAUGUCUACGUUGGAGUGAAGCAGUUAUUGUGUUAUUAAAUAUGUAUUACAGAAUUGGAUGCCCCCGCUGAUCUCAAAACUGCCACCAAAAACUUGUAAGUUUCCUCAUCUAUCACAUUUCAUCGAUAUAAUCAUCCAACUUCUCCGUUUUCCAGCAUGCAGCGCAUCCUCGGAGCUGACACCAAUUCAAAAGCCAAAUCAUCCAAACAAUCCGACGAUGAUUACACUCUUCUCAUUGUCAUUGUUGUCAUAGUUGUGAUCGUUGGGCUUAUGAUUGGUGUUUUGUUGAUUAUUUUCCGCAAAAAGAUUUGCAAGAAAUUGGCGAAGAAAAAUGAUAAGAAGGAGGAGAAGAGUGAGAAUACGGAUGAAAAGACGGAUCCUCUUGCUUCAAAACAACCAUCAUCAGUUCCUAAAAAAGGUUAGAUUUUGAUUUUUUUGUGAAUGAAUGAAUGAAUGAAAAAUUGAAUAUUUACCUUUUUUUAUUUGUAGAAGAUUAUCCGUCUGAACUUUUGAUCUGA
Caenorhabditis angaria is the source of this 1226-nucleotide messenger RNA. NCBI's taxonomy places the organism in Eukaryota, Metazoa, Nematoda, Chromadorea, Rhabditida, Rhabditidae. The record is from the annotation of a GenBank genome assembly.